Molecule: messenger RNA, 5729 nt
Organism: Pseudophryne corroboree (corroboree frog)
Lineage: Eukaryota; Metazoa; Chordata; Amphibia; Anura; Myobatrachidae
Product: vascular cell adhesion protein 1-like
Exons: 11
Coding region: 366-3050 (894 amino acids)
Source: RefSeq, a predicted model, not a curated record
UAAGCAAGGAAAGCAUGUGGUUUCCCAGCCUGGGAAUCCCGCUGCUCCUGUACUGUAUAUAACGCUGCAGGGGCGUCUGCCGCCCGGGUCACAUCACUACUGGUGGUAACGCAGAUCGUGUUGCACAGAAUAAGCGAGAGCUCUUUCUCAACCGCGGCAUUUAUCAUCGCCAGAGAAAACCUCGAACGCACAGGUUUCCAUAAACCUCCUGUGAUUUUAAUCACCUAAUCAAUGCACAGAUUUCAAUAAAGAUCCUAGGAUUUUAAUAACCUAAUCAGGACCUCAAAUUUUUGGACCCGUUAGAGAACCUCGGAUACAAAGAGCUCAUUGAGAGAACAUACAGUAGGUUACUGCUGGACUCCACCAUGUCUCGGACCAAUGUUCUCCCCAUCGCCUCAAUAAUAUUCCUCCUACAGAUCAUCCCUACGCAUACCUCUGCCUCAGACAUCACACUUUCCCUUCCUCAUACCAUCAUCAGUGCUCAGAUUGGUGAAGAGCUUCAUAUUACUUGCGAAGCCAACACUUGUGAGAAACCUGGGUUCAUCUGGGCUAACCUUGUGGACAGUACAUUAAGUGGUACAGUUAGUACUGUGGGGCAGAAGUCAACCCUGACCAUGAAGGUCAACAGUGAGAGCGAUGGAUCCUAUCGUUGUACUGUGUCCUGCAAUAAGCCACCACCAGAGAAGAGCUUCAAAAUCGCUGUCUACUCUUUUCCAAGUGACCCCAUUCUAGACAUGUCAUCUGCUGUGGUGGGAGAACAGUCCCGUAUCACCUGUACACUCACCAACAUCUAUCGCUCUGAGAUGAUGACUGCUAAGAUAAUGCUGGAUACGGAAAUAGUGGUGGAAUAUAACGGGGCAGAGGUGGAUGAAUAUGACCAGAAGAUAAAAAAUAUCAGCUUUUGGCAUGACUUAAUACUGGAGGAGAGUUAUGAGGCAAAGAAGAUUGAGUGUGUGGCUGAAAUGGAAUUCCAGGAGGAAGAUGAAAUUGAUCCUAUAAUACGGCAAACAUCAAUAGACCUUCACCUAAAGUACCCACCAGCAAAACCCCAAAUCAGAACACAUCCAUCCACAACUGUGAGAGCGGGUGAGGAAAUAUCUCUGACCUGCAGCUGUGACAGUGCAUCCCAAGCUUACAUCCAGUGGUUGAAGCUUGUUGAUGGCAGGAAGCUGGAGAUGCCAACUGAUGACCAAGGCAUACUGACUCUUUCCAGUGCAGAACCACAAGACAGUGGGAUUUAUAUCUGUUGUGCGAAAAACGACGUAGGAGAAACCUCUUCACAAGUGGAGAUCACUGUACAAGGUCUUCCAGAAAUUCCUAAGAUUACCAUCCAGCCAGGAGCCAGAGUGACGGCUGGGCAGACUGUUACAAUUGAAUGCUUUGCCAAUGGCAACAGAAACACAAAUGUUACAUUGUGGAAGGUGUCGGAGGAAUUGGAUAUUCUUCUUCAUGGCACAGAAGGGAAAUUCUUCAUCAAAGAAGCAGCUCCUUCUGACACUGCGGAAUACAGGUGCACCGCUGAAAAUCACUAUGGACUGGCUGACACAUCGGAAUCACUCACAGUAACAUAUCCUCCCAGGGAAACUGUCCUUUCAUCCUCUGCUGUGGAUGUGAAAGAAGGGGAUACAGUCACUCUGUCCUGUGCUUCUAAGGGAGACCCCAAACCCAGCAUCUCCCUGUAUAAACUUUUAUUAUCGGGUGAGAGUCUUCUCCUUUCUGAAGGUCCAGUGGUAACAUUAACACUUUUGACAAGUGGGAUUUACCAGUGCCAUGCCAGUAAUGUACUGGGAAGACAAGAGGACACACUGGAACUCAAAGUACGUGUUCCACCCAAGAACACACAUGUAACCAUCACCCCAUCUCCGGUGGUGAGAGAGGGAGACUCUGUACAGAUAACGUGCACCUCCGAAGCUUCUCCUGCCCCCAGCCUGGUGCUGUACAUCAGGACAGAAAAUGGCCUUGUUGAGUUGGAAUCAGAGAGUGGAGAGUACAACGUAUCACAUGCUGGAGCGGGUGACAUAGGGACAUACAUCUGUGAAUCCAAAAAUGUGGUUGGACAGCAAAUAGCAGAGACUCCUCUGACUGUACAAGUUCCACCCAAGAACACACAUGUAACCAUCACCCCAUCUCCGGUGGUGAGAGAGGGAGACUCUGUACAGAUAACGUGCACCUCCGAAGCUUCUACUGCCCCCAGCCUGGUGCUGUACAUCAGGACAGAAAAUGGCCUUGUUGAGUUGGAAUCAGAGAGUGGAGAGUACAACGUAUCACAUGCUGGAGCAGGUGACAUCGGGACAUACAUCUGUGAAUCCACAAAUGUGGUUGGACAGCAAAUAGCAGAGACCCCACUGACUGUACAAGUUCCACCCAAGAACACACAUGUAACCAUCACCCCAUCUCCGGUGGUGAGAGAGGGAGACUCUGUACAGAUAACGUGCACCUCUGAAGCUUCUCCUGCCCCCAGCCUGGUGCUGUACAUCAGGACAGAAAAUGGCCUUGUUGAGUUGAAAUCAGAGAGUGGAGAGUACAACGUAUCACAUGCUGGAGCGGGUGACAUCGGGACAUACAUCUGUGACUCCAAAAAUGUGGUUGGACAGCAAAUAGCAGAGACCCCACUGACUGUACAAGUUCCACAUAGAAACACCACAGUGGUUGUGAUUCCAUCGCAGAACAUCACAGAAGGUGACACAGUCAUUAUCACUUGUAAGACUCACAGCGUCCCAUCUCCUUCUAUCACUCUGCAGAAGAUGUGCGCCAGUAAUAGCGCAGUGCUAUACGCCAGCAACGGCACCUUUACACUGCACAAUGUUACCCGCAAUGACACUGGAACAUACACCAUCAAUGUAAUCAGCGACUUCGGGAAUGAGACAGAGGUCAUCAAUAUCUAUGUUGCAAUACGGCAGCCGAAACCAAACUUUAACCCCAUAUCAGUGAUCAUUGGAUCCGUUGCUUUUGUGUCAGCGGGCAUCAUUGGGGCGGCCAUUUAUCUUCUCAAGCAAGCAAAGGUGCAAGGAUCCUACAGCUUGGUGAAAGCCUUGAAAAACACAGUGUAAUAUUACAUAUGUAGCUUGUAAUGGACAUAUUCAUGUGCUGCUAUGGGACAGUGAUUUAUAUUACAUAGGAACACCAGCUUCAGCACAAGAAAGACCAGUUCCAUCAAGGCUUGUGCUGUAAGAGUUCUUCUGUGAAUGAAUCCAAAGUGAGCUUGUGCUGCCCACAGUCUGCUUUCCGGUACAUACGGAGAACCUUGGUGCUAAACCAUAGUUAUCCAGAUAUUCUGCCUAUGAAUGGGAAAAGAUUCAAGCAAAAAAGACUAAAAGACAGGUAUCAAGGACAAAAAUGACUUAAACUGGAUGGAGCUUAGUGUGUGAAAUGGCACUGUUUGCACUUAGAUUUCUGUGUGUGUGUGUGUGUGUGUGUGUGUGUGUGUGUGUGUGUGUGUGUGUGUGUGUGUUUGUCAUGUAUACUAUGUGUGUGAGAUUGUCAUUAUUUUAGUGUCUAAAGGCUGCUCAUAUUUAUAUUUACUAUUAUUUUCGGCACACUGUUCCUGAUUGUUCUGUCACCGCCUUUGUGUGCUUGUUUUAUAUGUGGUAGAGUUGUGUUACGUGUGAUACAUUUUAAUUUGGCUCUUCUCCCCCAGCAUAGCUGUCGCUCUUUUGGUCUUUUGUUUGGCAAUGAAAAGAGUGAACUGAGUAAUUGGAAGGAUUAAACCCAAGAGAAAGGGGAUUUUGUGAAGUGAGAGCAAAGGAACACUACAUCAUUACACUUGUAGAUUUCUGGGAGGACCUGAAACUGUUCUGAACUGAUUCAGCCAUUAUACCCAAAUUAUGCAUAUAGGACAAUCCUGUGAAUUUCAGUGUCCAUCUGGCUAGAAGAUGUGUGCUUUGGCACAAUUUCAUGAAAUAAAUAAAAAAUAGAUAAUUCUAGUUAAUAAAAAAUAUGUGUUAGGAAUUUGCCAGUAGUACUCACCCUGCACACACUUACUGUACUUACCUUUCUGCAUAAAUAACCUGGAGAACAGCGUAGCGCAGCUUUCCCAAUGAUAUGCAAGGCAGAGAAAUCACUGGGAAAACCAUUUUCCUGGGGAAUGUUGCACCAGGGCAGCCCCUUACGGAAUUUAUUCACAUAGGAAUGUAAUGUUUGAAAAGGGAUAAAAGUAAAAUAAUAGGAGAUACAAUUAUCAAAACCUGACUCCAAAGCUUCUCACAUCAGAAAGAAAAAAUAUUUACUAUGCAUAUUACUGAUGGGAAAUAUAAUACAUAUGCUAAUGUAUGUAUAAACUCCUGUAGAAACAGCUGUAUAAGGGGAAGAUGUAUCAAACCUUAGAGAGAGAUAAAGUGAAGAGAGAUGAAGUACCAACCAAUCAGCUUCUGUCAAAUUACAGGCUGUGUUUGAAAAAAUGACAGAAGUUGAUUGGUUGGUACUUUAUCUCUGUCCAAGGUUUGAUAUAUCUCCCCCGAAAACUGUAAUUUCUGUAAAUCUGUAUGGCAUUUGUAAGUUCCAAUGCCAUCACUUGUGAAUGAUGUGGAAUAUUGCACAUCCUCCUGAUAAUUAUUACAGAUAUUAGAAGUAACCUUGGAGAUCAAGUGCAUUUGGCCCUCUGCCUUAACCCUUUAUAUGGUUACAGAACUCCUUUGUGACUUGUAAUAGCAUUAUCAUUUACAGUAGGCAUUACAUUAUCCCGUAUACUGUAUUAUUCAUUGUUGAGUUACUGGGCUGCAUAUUACACAGUAUUUACUUUGCAAUCAUUCAUUGUUACGUAUAUUCAGUAUUCAUACUAUUCUGUCUCUCUUUCAGUCAUACACUAGCAGCAGGCCGCCCUGUGCAUCACAGCUAGCAGUUGUCACUUAUAUCAGCCGUACAUUUUUACACUGUUUCAUACGAUCUGUAGCUGAUAUUACGUAUUGUAAAUAACUACACUGUUUGAGAACAUUUGCCAGCAGAUUUGCCUUACAGUAUGUGUAUGGCAUUGCAUUUACUGUUUGCACUGCAGAACACUCCUUGGAUGCUAAACAGCAUGUGUUAUGUCUGCGUUACUUGUUCUCCUCAGAACAACAGUGUUACCUGUACCAGCAAAAUAGCCUAGUAGUGGACACUGCUUUUUAUAGAUGUCUCCAGUUUCAGCAUUUAAAAUGACUAAUACUCAGAGGUGCAAGUAUGCGGGUACGCUCGGGUAUGGAGUACCCUUAAGAAUUUGGCAGCGGGUACACAGUACCACCUGCCACACACUAUGCCAUUACCACAAUUAUAAUGUGCCACAAAGCAACAAGACUAUGGUGUUUGGCAGCAUGACAGCUCCUCCCACUUUGUCAGGGUUACUUUGAAUGUGACAGUGGCUGUAUUUUCCUGUUAUAAUGGAGGCAUUACUACAUAUUGUUAUUAAAUUGGGGGCAUUGCUAUAUAUUUCUAUUAUACUGGAGGCAUUACUAUAUAUUUUUAGCCUUGCCUCUAGAUUAAAAAAAAAAAGGGGGGGGGGGCUGUCUUGUGGCUAGGCCGGUAGUGUCAUGUAGCCACUCCCACUAGCAGCAUUUGGCCAUGCCCCCUCACAACACAUGACCACGCCCAUUUUUCGGCACUCAGUACCACAAAGAAAAUAUUUCUACUUGCACCACUGCUAAUACUGUAUGGUUUUCUUAUAGUCUAGGUGUUUAGAAAGCUUUUUUGUGUAAAAUCUGUUAUUUUUGGUUAACACUAUGAUUUUUGAUGAAAGAAAAUAUUUUAAAUAAACAUUU